AUGAUUUCCACCACAAACCACCAAGGGCCAUCGAAUCGCCAAGCCACCAGGGCUGCUGAUUCGACUCGCAUCGUACCAAAGCCCGUCCCAAAGGCUCAGUCUGAGGACCCGAGGACGUACCAGAUCAAACAGCUGCACAAGCGCUACUCGCCCAAAGAGUCAACCGUCGAAAAUGGCGCCGCAACAGCCCUCCUCUUUGACCUGCUGCCUUCAGAUCCAGACUUCCCCUUCGAGCUUGACCACCUAAUGUGUCAGCUUCGGAUCCCAAAGAACUACCCCAAGGACUCGUCUCCCCCCACACUGGCCAUUCUGAACAAGGACAUCCCACGUGGGUUCGCCAUCAAUGUCGAGAAGGGGUGGGACGAGCUGGUGCAGGAGAGGGCCGGGUCCACACUCCUGGCUCUGGUAAACGCGCUAGACAGAAAUCUUGAGGAAUUCUUGUCCAGGAAGCAGGUCCACACGGUCAAGCUCACCAUGUUCAAGGACACAAGACAUCUUGAAGACUCGGGUGCAGGUGCUCAGGAAUCAUCACCGGACAAGGCACCAGCUCAACUUUCCGAACCCACAGAGAACAAAGUUGCUCACGUUCCAUACACCCCAGAGGAGACUUUCAACAAGGAUCAGAAGGCCGAGGCCAAGGCAAGAAGAGCACUCGAGACCAGACAGAUCGAGACCCGGAUGGGGCGUCUUCCCCACUACAAGAGGUCGAGCGAUGGUGUCGUUUAUACGCUGCCUUUGGAGCCAAAACGGAGGAAUGAGCUGCCUGUUGGCCUGCGGGGCGUCAACUCUUUUCAGCUCAUCGUCCCGGUCUUGUACCCGCUGCAGCCGCUUCGCAUCCUGCUCAAUGAUGUUGAGUCCGAGGAUGCCGAGGACGUGGAGGAGCUGUUCACCGAAAAGGCUAAGGAGAAGGCUGAGAUGACACUCAUGAGUCACAUGAACUACUUGACGCAGAAUCUUCAUGCACUGGUCAAGCAGGCUCUGACAAGGAAGAAGGAUGCCAUUCCCGCCGCGCACAUCUCGAAAUCGACAAGUGCAGACGCCACCGUUCCGGAGCUUACCAAGCCUUCGACCGUUCUCGAGAGCAAGGGGAAUGUUCAGGUAAUUCCUCGACCGCCAGAAUGGGAUUACCAAGCCGAAGGGAAAGGCAGUGGUGAGGACUCAUAUGAGUCCACAACCUCCGAGGAUGAAGAUGGCGGCGUGGCUGUGACCACCCAACCCGGAGCCUCCGGGAUCCCAGCCCAGACAAUCGAACGAGGCACGUCGAUAUCAUUCCCAUCCAUAGAGCUCCUCGGUAUCGAGCUAUUCCAAAUCUCCGUCCUCGCCCUCAGCGUAAAGUGCCAGCGCUGCAAGACUGUCUGCGAGAUUGGCGGGCUGAGACCAAACACCCCAAAGGCCACCGAGUCCUGCCGCAAAUGCGGCACCUCGUUCUCACUUACCUUUCGCCCGGAGCUCGUACACGCCUACUCUUCAAGGGCCGGUUUCAUCGACGCCACCGGCUGCACCGUCGCAGACAUGCUCCCAUCGACCUUCGUGCCGACAUGUGCUAAGUGCUCAACGCCGACGACGCAAGGCCUGGUCGCAGUCCGCGGCGACACGAUGACGAACGUGUGCCGGGAGUGCCACUCGCGCUUCACCUUCAAGAUCCCCGAGGUCAAGUUCCUCGUCUACUCGGCGGGCACGUCCGCCCUGCCGCCGACGUUGGGCCCACGCCGCCGCGACGAGAAGCUGGGCCUCCACGCGGGCGAGCCCCUCCCCAACAAGGGCGUGUGUAAGCACUACAGGAAGAGCUACCGCUGGUUCAGGUUCAGCUGCUGCCAGAAGGUCCACUCCUGCGACAAGUGCCACGACGACGCCGAGGACCACCCCAACGAGUGGGCGAAUCGAAUGAUCUGCGGCCACUGCUCGCGCGAGCAGAAUUACAAGCCUGGGAACUGUAACUUCUGCGGGAGGAACUUGGUUUCCAAGAUCGGCACGGGCUUCUGGGAGGGUGGCAAGGGGACGAGGGACAGGGUAUUCAUGAGCCGCAAGGACCCUAGGAAAAAGAGACGGCCUCAUGUCAAGAAGGAUUGA
Messenger RNA from Diaporthe batatas, 2070 nucleotides. RefSeq lists its product as uncharacterized. NCBI's taxonomy places the organism in Eukaryota, Fungi, Ascomycota, Sordariomycetes, Diaporthales, Diaporthaceae. The record is from RefSeq and is a predicted model, not a curated record. Gene Ontology annotation, molecular function: zinc ion binding. The transcript has a single exon. The coding region runs from base 1 to 2070 and encodes 689 amino acids.